Molecule: messenger RNA, 2194 nt
Organism: Daucus carota subsp. sativus
Lineage: Eukaryota; Viridiplantae; Streptophyta; Magnoliopsida; Apiales; Apiaceae
Product: glucomannan 4-beta-mannosyltransferase 9
Exons: 9
Coding region: 379-2001 (540 amino acids)
Cellular component (GO): Golgi apparatus
Molecular function (GO): mannan synthase activity
Source: RefSeq, a predicted model, not a curated record
CCAAGCCCAGCUUCUUCUAUAUAUACAUUGUUUGCUUUAGUUCUAAAUUACAUUCUCAAGAAAGAUCAAAGCGUCUCCGCUGAUUACUAGCUUGUUUUUUUAUGUUCUAAAUCUUCUUUCAAUUCCUCACCAUUUUCUAAGUCUGAUCGAGUAAUGUACAAUAGAUUCCUAAUGUUGAGCACCACAUGCACAAACUACAGCUAGCAUUUUCUCUACCGUAAAUCAGAAGCAAAAAUUUAUACAAAUUUCAGAAGUCAAAGCAAAACUACAAAUCACCAAUUCAUAUAUUAUUCAAGUUCUCUUAGCAAGCCUUUCUUUUAUCUACAUAUAAAGAGUCGUAUAAAGAGUCUGCAUUGUAGUGCAGCUGUGAAGCAAGUAAUGGAGAGUGUUGAUUUAGAGGCAUUAGUUUAUCGAGGCAUUACUCUAAAUAGUAUUUUAGACCAGUUAGGGAUGCCUUGGGAUUUAGGUAAAUGGCCAUUGGUCGUGCCAUUGUUGAAACUAAUGGUGAAUGUGUGUUUGGUAAUGUCUGUUAUGUUGUUUCUGGAUAGAGUGUAUAUGGGAGUUGUCAAGCUUUUUAUUAAAUUAUUGGGGCGAAAACCUGAGAAGAAUUACAAAUGGGAGGCCAUGAAGGAUGAUAUUGAGUUGGGAAGUUCCAGUUAUCCGAUGGUGUUAGUUCAAAUACCAAUGUACAACGAAAAAGAGGUGUAUCAGUUGUCAAUUGGAGCAGCAUGUGACCUUUCAUGGCCGUCAGAUAGAAUAAUCAUUCAAGUUCUUGACGAUUCAACAGAUUUAGCUGUUAAGAAAAUGGUGGAGGCAGAAUGUAAGAAGUGGAAAGGCAAAGGCAAAAACAUAAAGUAUGAGAUCAGAGACAACAGAAAUGGCUAUAAAGCAGGAGCGCUCAAACAAGGAUUGAAGCACAGCUAUGUGAGCCAAUGUGACUUUGUUGCCAUCUUUGAUGCUGAUUUCCAGCCUGAGUCUGAUUUCUUAAAGCGCACCAUCCCUUUCUUUGUUCAUAACCCUGAAAUUGGCCUUGUUCAAGCUCGUUGGAAAUUCGCAAAUGCAGAUGAGUGCUUGAUGACGAGAAUGCAAGAGAUGUCACUAAAUUAUCACUUCAUUGUGGAGCAAGAAGUGGGCUCCCAGACAUAUGCAUUUUUUGGCUUCAAUGGAACUGCAGGUGUCUGGAGAAUUAAAGCCCUUGAUGAAGCAGGAGGAUGGAAGGACAGAACAACUGUUGAGGACAUGGAUUUGGCUGUCCGAGCUACCCUCCAAGGAUGGAAAUUCGUUUUUGUCAAUGAUAUCAAGGUAGCAAAUGAACUUCCGAGUACUUUCAAAGCCUUCCGAUAUCAGCAGCACCGAUGGUCUUGUGGUCCUGCUAAUCUCUUUAAGAAAAUGGCUGCUGAAAUCAUCACAAACAAGAAAGUGACUUUGUGGAAGAAGUUAUAUGUGCUCUAUAGUUUCUUCUUUGUGAGAAAAGUGGUGGCUCAUAUUGUCACAUUCACCUUCUACUGUGUCGUUUUGCCAUUGACCGUCUUAGUUCCUGAAGUUGAAGUUCCCAAAUGGGCAGUUGUUUACAUUCCUACUACUAUUACCAUCCUCAAUGCUGUUGGAACUCCAAGAUCACUGCACCUAGUCAUUUUCUGGGUCGUUUUUGAAAAUGUUAUGGCAAUGCACCGGACAAAAGCAACCAUCAUCGGGCUACUAGAGAUAGGCAGAGUCAACGAGUGGGUUGUCACUGAAAAACUAGGAGACGCUUUGAAACCUAAAGCUUCUGCUACUUCUACUUCCCCUGUUAGCAGUGCGCCUGUGAAGAAACCUAAGGCCUUCGCGAGCAUAUGGGCAAGGCUUCGUUGGCUGGAGAUUAGUGUUGGAAUGUUCAUCUUCUUGUGCGGAUGGUAUGAUUUUUGUUACGGAAAGAACCAUUAUUUCAUUUACCUCUUCCUGCAAGCGAUAUCAUUCUUCGUUGUAGGGUUAGGAUAUGUUGGCACUUUCGUUUCCAACUGAUCAAGAUCUAUGUCUGAGGCCUACAUGAGUUGUGUUACUGUCAUUACAGACAGAAGAAUUGUUUAGGACAAUAUGUUGGUAGUUAAAUUUUUAUUCUUUUCGUUAGUUGCAAUGUGCCGAUGUGUAAGAAACUCCAGCCACAUUUCUUUGUGUAUAGUUAGUUUAAUGGCCAAAUUUGAUUGAUGAUUUAUUU